Trichomonas vaginalis G3 is the source of this 867-nucleotide messenger RNA. RefSeq names its product retrograde vesicle-mediated transport, Golgi to ER. The transcript has a single exon. Bases 1 to 867 code for a protein of 288 amino acids. Gene Ontology annotation, biological process: retrograde vesicle-mediated transport, Golgi to endoplasmic reticulum. Gene Ontology annotation, cellular component: Golgi apparatus; membrane. NCBI's taxonomy places the organism in Eukaryota, Parabasalia, Trichomonadida, Trichomonadidae. The record is from RefSeq and is a predicted model, not a curated record.
AUGGAAAAUAAUAAUAUUAUCACAGAUCCUUCAACUAAAGCGACCAAAAUUGCGACAUUUCUUUGCAUUCUUCAUUGUUUGCUAUCAUUUUUAGCAUAUUUACCUCGUUUUCAACCAUAUAUUGAAUUCAAAGGCGAUAAUUUCUACAAUAAGUUCCCUAAAAUUUGGAUUCUUUUCAGCGGAUCAUUCGUUUCUGAUUCGAUUUUUAGUCUAUUUUUCGCUUGCCUCGGUUACAUUUACACAUCUCGUAUUUUAGAAAGGAUAUGGGGAUCUAAAGAAUAUCUUAGAUAUGUCACGAUGACAUGUAUAUACGCAAAUCUUCUUCAAAUCUUAUUGAUCGGUCUUCUUUACCUCAUUACACAAAACAAACUUUUCCUAUCAAGAAAGUUCGAUACAGGUGGCGCUCUCUCCAUGGCUAUGGUAAUAGCAAUCGCCAAAGUAUUUAAAGACAUUUCUGUCCCUACACAAUGCGGAAAUUUCAAACCAAAAUAUCUUCCUUUCAUUUUUUACAUUGUUUCCCUCUUUUUCCUUCCUAUAUCAGGAUGCGAUAAUCUUCUCUCCUCAAUUAUGGGUACAAAUUGGGCAAUUUUAUAUUUAAGAUAUUUACAGCCACAUAAUGGUAAGCGUGGUGAUAAAGAUGUAUCAUUAGAUAAUUUGAUACCAAAUCCAUUCUGUUCUUGCUGUUCUGGUUUACAAGAAGAUGAUCCAAACGAUCCUGAGCUUGCAAACCAAUUCCGCGGUCAAGCAAGAAUGGUUACACCAGAUGGACAAGAAUAUCAUCCACCAAAUCCGGAUAAUGAUCGUAUAAAUAGACCUCAACAGCCAAGAAGAGAUAUCUUCACUGGAACGGCUCAUCGUAUCGAAUAA